Physcomitrium patens is the source of this 1781-nucleotide messenger RNA. RefSeq names its product putative vesicle-associated membrane protein 726. Gene Ontology annotation, biological process: vesicle-mediated transport. Gene Ontology annotation, cellular component: membrane. NCBI's taxonomy places the organism in Eukaryota, Viridiplantae, Streptophyta, Bryopsida, Funariales, Funariaceae. The record is from RefSeq and is a predicted model, not a curated record.
GAUCGGCCGCUGGCACAGAGAUCUCGGAUGCCGUGGUACCGUCGAUCAGUCAAAACUGCUGCGGUUUACGAUCAAUUCGGUCCUUGUGAGAACGAAGUCAAAGGCCCGGAUUGUGGGUGACGGCUUCGUCAAGCAAAAUUGCUCCAGGCUGUCGAGUCCUCGUCCCGAAUGUCGCUGUCGAGUGCGGGACUCUGUCAAUCCUUUCCAGCGCUGGUUGCUCAAGUCCUCAGCUGACGCGGGGGUCGUGCCAUUCGCACAACUUGUCCCGCUGCGGAGGAGUUUGUUGAUCAUAGCGUCGUCGUCGUCGUCUUCAUGUGAAGCCCCUCAGUUCGAUUUCAGCCACUGUUCUCCCAUUUGGCGUCGUUCGUCCAGUUUAUCUCGCCGAGGUUUGGCACUUAAGAGCGAGGAGUGCGAGAAGGUUGCACAGGUCGGAACGUGUGUGGAAGAGCUAGCAAACGUCCGAAUUUGUUUCGGUGUGGAUCCUGAAUUGGGGAUUGUUGGGUUUUGGUAAGAGAGUGAGGUUUGUGGUGGUGGCGGAGAGUUGUCGGGAGCAGAAGUGGUCGACAUGGGGGACGCCAACCUCAUCUACAGUUUGGUGUCGAGAGGGACGACGGUGCUGGCUGAGUACACCUCGUUCGCCGGCAACUUCAGCCAGAUUGCGAUGCAGUGCCUUGUGAAGCUGCCCGCAGCGAACAACAAGCACACGUAUGUUAUGGACCGUCAUACUUUUAACUUCCUCGUUCAGGACGGGUUCACCUACUUGGUCGUGGCCGAAGAGGAUUUUGGCCGCCAGAUCCCUUUCGCGUUCUUGGACCGGGUGAAGGACGACUUCAAGCACCGUUACCAGGGGGGAAAGGCUGACCUCGCUGUGUCGCAUAGUCUUGACGCUGAGUUUGGACCCAGACUGAAGGAGCACAUGGACUUUUGCGAGAGGAACCCCGAGGAGAUCAGGAAGAUGUCGAAGAUCAAGUCCCAAGUUGCGGAGGUGAAAGGGAUUAUGAUGGAGAACAUCGACAAGGUGUUGGUUCGCAACGAGAAGAUUGACCUCCUAGUGGACAGGACGUCGCACCUUCAAUCCGAUGCCCACAACUUUCAGCGUCAGGGGAAAAAGAUUCGGUACAAGUUGUGGUGUCAGAACUACAGAUUAAAGCUCCUCGUCCUGGUCCUCAUCAUCAUCGUUGCAUUCAUCAUAUACCUUUCAAUCUGCAGAGGCUUCGUCUGUUACAAUCCCGGUGUUCCUGGUACUCCACCUGCGCCCGGCACCCCUCCCGGUCAAGGAUUGUAGGCAUCCUUCUACAGCAAACUGUCCAAUUACGCGACUGUUUCAUCAACUGUGACAAGACACUGUGGUGCUUCACACACAUAUCCGAUGGCAGCAUUUACAAGGGUGCUCGAGAGGAUCUGACACCCCGGCUUCAAGAGCUUGCAAUCCAGGUUGUCCCAUGGCCUUGCCCAUCAUCUUUAAGUCUUGUGGCUCGGAAAGCAGGUUCAAAUUUCCAUCUCCACUUGUGGGAUCUCCUCCAAAAGACUAGAAAUGGCCAAGGUCGGAUUGAAUGUGUUCAGUUAAAUUCUUAGGUGUGAGAUAGCGGGGCUGGUUUGCAAGCAUCUCUCAGUCCGAUCUCCACACUAGCCUCAAUUGGGGAUCGGAGGUCUGCUGCAGUUACGGGUUGGGUUCGAGAUUCUCAGCUCUCCGCACCGCAAGCCCUGACUUGUUCUGGUCCUUCACAGCUGGACUUUGUCUUCAUAAUCAUAUCACUGUUCUUCAUUCUACAUGGUUAUCA